Diachasma alloeum is the source of this 2116-nucleotide messenger RNA. It is a transcript of the gene Poc1, whose product is annotated as POC1 centriolar protein homolog A. Gene Ontology annotation, biological process: cilium assembly. The coding region runs from base 238 to 1650 and encodes 470 amino acids. NCBI's taxonomy places the organism in Eukaryota, Metazoa, Arthropoda, Insecta, Hymenoptera, Braconidae. The record is from RefSeq and is a predicted model, not a curated record. Gene Ontology annotation, molecular function: protein binding. Gene Ontology annotation, cellular component: ciliary basal body; centriole. The transcript has 4 exons.
AAACCCAACUGUCACUCUAUUGUGCUCCAAAAGUAUUAUUUUGGUUACUCACAGAAAUUAAACAAAUUGUGACAUAAUCUCAAACAACUUCAAUCGAUGUUCUUAUUCCACGUCAGAAAAAUAAAUCAUCCACGAUCCAAACGAUUUGAAUAAGCUGAACCAGUUAUAUCGGAGAAAUAGCUGCAAGAUUGUGGAUGCAUCCCUCUAUUUCCCUUCGUGGAUUGACCUCUACUAAAAAUGGAUUACCCUUCCGUGAGAGUUCUGAGUAAUCCCUGUGACCCAACUGUUGAGCGUCACUUCAGAGGUCACAAAAAGCCCCUCACAAACCUGACAUUCCACCCAGAUGAGCACCAAGUGGCGACGUCAAGCCUAGACAACACCUUCAUGGUGUACACAUUCGCAGACUCGAUGAGAGCGAAUCGCUUCAUCUCUCACAAAGAUGCUGUCCAGGAUGUCGAUUAUUCCCCCUCUGGGGAAGUAAUCGCCACAGCGUCUAAGGACAGAACAGUCAGGAUCUGGGUGCCAACAGUCAGAGGGGAGUCACUGGACUUCAGAGCUCACACUGGAGCGGUGAAAUCCGUUCGGUUCAGUCGAGACGGCCAGAAUUUGCUCACUGCUUCUGACGACAAAAUCGUGAAGCUCUGGGUCGUGUGCAGGAGGCGAUUCCUCAAGUCCUUCGUUGGGCACACGAACUGGGUGCACUGCGCCAGAUUCUCCCCCGAUGACAGGCUGAUAGUGUCUUGUGGGGAUGAUAAGACCAUCAAGUUGUGGGACAUCGCCAGUGGAAAGUGCGUGAGGACCAUUACAGAGCUGAAAGACCCAGCUCUCGAUGUGGAGUUUCAUCCGAGUGGCGUUGGCAUUGGGGCUGGGAAUGCGGGGGGAUGUGCCAAGUUCUUUGAUUUGAGGACCGGGCAGUUGCAUCAGCAUUACACUGCGCAUACUGGGGCUGUUAAUAAAGUGAAGUUCCAUCCGAAUGGGAACUUUAUGCUGACUGCUUCGGAAGACGCCACGAUGAAGAUUCUAGAUUUACUCGAGGGUCGUCCAAUUUACACUCUGAAAGCUCACUGUGGAGGUGUUCGAGCCAUUGGUUUCUCCCCAACGGGAGAAUUCUUCGCUUCUGGUGGAGCUGAUCAACAAUUGUUGGUCUGGAAGUCCAAUUUCGACAGGCAGGAAGCAACGAGAAAGGGCAAGAGGACUCUCUAUCCAGAUGAUGCUCGGUUGAAUUUGGAAUCCCAAAUUGAUGCUCUUCAUAUUGACAAUGGGCAAGACUCAUCGGGAUCUUAUGUGGAUGCCAGGGAAAAUGUUGAAGAGAGUGGGGAGGAUGGAGAGAGAGAAGAAUUGGAGUAUGUAACAGAAUUGGGUGAUGUAAAUAUGGAAAUGGCGAGAGGAAGAAGCUGUUUUGGUCCAAUUGCAGAGAUUCCGGGGGAGAGGUAUCCAGUCGAAGUGAUAAAUCUGAGAAGCUCGUGGCCACAGCAGGAAGGGAGAGCAGGAAAGCCCACACCCUCCAGGAUUAAUCAGAAUGUCCUUGUCAAGCCCCUCACAAGCAAAAGUCUCGAACAACUUCUCAGCAAUCAAGUGGAGGCUCUGAGGAACACGAUCGUCCUUCUCGAGCAGAGGCUCACGAAUGUUGAGGAGAGGCUCAAACACUAGAUUAAGUAUUCACAUCACGACUUUCCAUUCAAUCUUUAGCAUGUACUUUAUUUAUUGCUCGUGAAGCCACUGAAUGCUCAAUUCAGGAUUUUUUUCUUUCAUCUAAGAAUUUAGUGAAUUCUUACAAUUUUUCCCCAAAUUUGGAAGUGAAAUGUUACUAUUCAAUUUUAAAUAAUAAAUUAUUUCGUCAAUGAGGGGAUUUGGGAUGAAUUUUCUACUCUGAAUCUAGUUCUUUUUAAGAUAAUUAUACAGCUAAUGGGAAUGUGAUGUAAUUCUUACGUUUUACCACUUUUCUAGUGGUAAUCAAGAAGUGGUCAAUCAAUUACUUAAUGACGUUUUGUUACUCAAGUUACCAUUCUUUUUGGAAUAUAAAUUUAUUCGUUAGGGUGCCAUCUACUUUUUGUCGAUAGUGAUACAUUAUAAUCAAUUAUUAGUCAAUAAAUUUCCUGUUUUAUACAAAAUAAAU